Molecule: messenger RNA, 4836 nt
Organism: Girardinichthys multiradiatus
Lineage: Eukaryota; Metazoa; Chordata; Actinopteri; Cyprinodontiformes; Goodeidae
Gene: tbc1d30
Product: TBC1 domain family, member 30
Exons: 14
Coding region: 1638-4328 (896 amino acids)
Cellular component (GO): endoplasmic reticulum
Source: RefSeq, a predicted model, not a curated record
UCGUAAUAUUUUAAUCAUAUUUUAACUCAGUGAAGUGUGUCUGUAUACAGCGGUGUAAAAUCCGUACAGAUUUCAAUACUUUGGGGAAACUUUGCCCCACUCUGCUUUGCAGUAUUGCUUUAGUUCAGACACAUUGGAGUAUCUCAGUUGGAUUUAAGUUCAGACUUUGACUAGGCCACUCCAAAACCUUUUAUUUGGAUUCAUUCUGAGGUGGAUCUGCUGGUGAGCUUUGGAUCAUUGUCCUGCUGCAGAACCUAAAUGUUCUUGAGCUUAAGGUCACAAGCUGAUGGUCUGACACCUUCAGGAUUUUCUGCUACAGAGCAAAAUUCAUUCAAUUACAACUAGUCGUCCAGAUCCUGAAGCAGCAAACAGCCCCAAACCAUCAUACUACCACCACCAUGCUUGACUGGAGGUAGAAUGUUCUUGUUCUGAAAUGUUAAUUUUACACCAGACAUAACGGAACACACACCUUUCAAAAAGGUCCACUUUGUCUCUUGCACAGAAUAUUUUCCCAAAGGUCUUGGGGAUCAUCAAGAUGUUUUUGGUAAAUAUGAGACAAGUCUUUGUGUUCUUUUGGGUCUGCAGUGGUUCUGGUCUUGAAGCCAUUUUUGCCCUGUCUCUCUUUCUUACUGUUGAUUCAGUGAGGCCUGCAGAGCUUUAGAUGUUGUUCUGGGUUCUUCUGUGACCUCCUGGAUGAGUCAUUGAUCAGCUUUUGGAGUAAUUUUUGUAGGUCAGCCACUGAUGGGAAGGUUCUCCACUGUCCCACGUUCUCUCCAUGUGUGGAUGAUGGUUCUCAUUGUGGUUCCUUGGACACCCAAAGCCUUAGAAAUGACUUUUUAACCCUUUCCAAACUGAUAGAUGUUAGUGACGGUGUUUUUCUUCUGUUAUUGAGUUACUUUAGAUCAGGUCAUGAUGUGAGAUCUUUUAGCCUACUUCAUGUUGUCAGACAGGAUCUAUUUAAGUGAAUUCUUGAUCCUACAGCCAGGCCUGGGUGUGGUCAGUGAAACUGAACCAAAACUCGUGAUAUUUUUUACUCCAGGUUCUGGUUGGUUUGGAUUCAAUUUAUCCGUUAAUAAAUAAAAUCACCGUUUAAAGUCUGCUUUUUGUAUUUACUCAGGUCAAUUUUGUCCGGCAGUAAAAUAUGAGUUAAUAUCAGACUAAAAAGUUGCAGAAAUCUUAAGCCUUCAGUUCAAUAUACACCCAGCAUGCAGUGGGAACAUCUACUGGUUCUCUAUUUGGACUUUAUGUGGCAGAGGGACAGAAAUCGGUCCACCAUUACCUCAUCUAUCUGGGUCUUUCCCACCUCCCUCCAUCCCUGCACCUCCUCCUGGUGACGCCAGCUGGAGGAGGAUGAUGAUGAGGAGGAGUGCAGCAUCAGCAGCAUCGAUCACUUCCUCUUCAUCUCAGAUGUUUUUCAGCACCGGCAGGUCGUUUGGACCUGGUUUCUAAGCGGCUCCUCUGUUUGUUUGGAAGCAGCGCUUUAAUCGAUGUAUUUUGGAUCCGCGCCAGCUUAAACGGUUCGUCUCUGCUCGGUUCCGGACGGGCUCCUGCUCUCUGGGAAAAGCCGAGAAGCUUGGUUCCUAAACGAGGCGACAGGCGAUGAGCUGACUGUCCGGGUGAAGCGGCCUGGUUCCGGGAUGAGGCAGGAGCGGCUCCCCGCCGGGAGGAGGCCUCGGGCGGCCAGUAGGCAGCGGCAGCAGGGUUCGGGAGGCGUCGGCAGCAUCAUCAGCAACGUCCUGAAGAAACGCAACGGGAUCUCCAGGAGCGCUCCGCGGCUGCUCUGCACCUUGGAGCCAGGUGUUGACACAAGGCUGAAGUUCACCAUUGAGCCAUCGCUGGGAAACAAUGGCUUCCAGCAGUGGUACGAUGCUCUUAAAGCUGUGGCCCGGCUUCCCACUGGGAUACCGAAAGAAUGGAGAAGGAAGGUCUGGCUAACUCUAGCAGACCAGUACCUCCACAGCAUCUCCAUCGACUGGGAGAAAACUCUUCGUUUCGCCUUUAACGAGCGCAGCAACCCAGACGACGACUCGCUCGGCAUCCAAAUCGUCAAGGAUCUGCACAGGACCGGCUGCAGUUCUUACUGUGGCCAGGAGGGAGAGCAGGACAGGGUGGUUCUGAAGCGGGUUCUGCUGGCCUAUGCCCGCUGGAAUAAAACUGUUGGUUACUGUCAAGGAUUCAACGUUCUGGCUGCUCUGAUCCUGGAAGUGACAGAAGGGAACGAGAGUGAUGCACUGAAGGUGAUGAUCUACCUGAUCGACAAGGUGCUGCCUGACAGUUACUUCGCCAACAACCUGCGAGCACUAUCAGUGGACAUGGCGGUGUUCAGGGAUCUGCUGCGUGUGAAGCUGCCCAGACUGUCUCAGCACCUUCACCACCUGCAGAAAGCAGCCAACAGAGAAGCUGGAGGAAGCUAUGAACCUCCUCUGACCAACGUCUUCACCAUGCAGUGGUUCCUGACCAUGUUCGCCACCUGCUUGCCGGCACCCACCGUUCUCAAGAUCUGGGACUCUGUUUUCUUUGAGGGGUCCGAGGUUCUGUUCCGGGUGGCUCUGGCCAUCUGGGAGAGACUGGGAGAGAGGAUCGAAGAAUGCCAGACGGCCGAUUACUUUUACAGCACCAUGGGCUGCCUGACUCAGGAGAUGCUGGAGCACGAUCUGGUCAAUCCUGCGGAGCUCAUGCAGGACGUUUACUCCAUGGCUGUGUUCCCGUUCCCCCAGCUGGCCGAGCUGAGAGAGAAGUACACCUACAACAUCACUCCGUUCUCGACCUCGGUGAAGUCCAAGGGAAGCAGCGGUCCGGGCAGCUGGGACAGUGAGGACGAUGGCGACAUGGACAACGAGGAAUCUGUGGCGACGGCACUCGGCUGUCUGGGGCCGCUGGGCGGCCUGUUGGCCCCUGAGCUCCAGAGAUACCAGAAACAUCUCAAAGACCAGCGAGUCGAGCAGGGGAGCAUCGCGGAGGUGAGCCCAGGAGCAGUGGGAGCAGGAGGAGGAGGUGCUAAAGCAGAGCAUCAGGCAGCCAUCAACAGCAUGAUGAUGGAGAGGAUGAGCACGGACAUCACCGCUCUGAAGAAGCAAUACACUCGAAUCAAGAGGCGGCAGCAGCAACAGGCGAUGCAACUCUACAUCCGCACAGGACCUGGACCUAACAUGGCCACAAAUCCAGGGGUUCUUCAGGAUGGUUCCGACAAACACAGCAACAGUACUGACCCGAACAGUUACGACAAAUGUCCCGCCACACGGGUUCUGGCCUCCCAGCUCAACCCGUCCACUUCCGUCAUCAACCACCUCCUGCUGGCACGGAAACAACGCGGUGCGUCCAGAAGCUGCAGGCCCAUCUCUGCCAGCACGCCGUCUCUUCCAGGCUCUCCAUCCAGGCGGCGCUGUGGAUCACUGCUGUCCAACAGCCCCGGAUCUCCAGGGAGCUCCAGAGGUUCUCCUUGGCGGGCCCACGUCCGGCAACAUCGGAGAAAUGUGGCCCGGGUUCGGGCACAGCUUGGAUUUGGAGAUUCUGCGGAAAGGGAAGAUGAUGAUGAGGAGGAGGAAAGGGAACUGGUCCAGGGGAGGAAGGAAGAGGAUGAGGCUCCAUUUCAUGGUGGAAGUUCAGGAUGUGAAGAAGCUCCUCGGGAUGCAGAGGAGACAGAGGAAGUAAAAGUUGAGGAGGUGGUGGUGCAGCUGGACUCUCUGGACUUGGAAAGCGAAACAACCCAGAAUUCCUUCAACGAUCCGGAUCCAGAACCUGAAGUAAAGGAGAGUAAACCAGCAGCUCUGAUCCCUCCUCUUCCUCCUCCAUCCUCAAACAGACACAAAGAGUUGGACCCCUUCAGUCCUGAAGCAGGCUGUGCUCCUGAUUCACCUCCUCCUGUUCAGAACUUCUCCCACAGGGUUCCUCCUGCAGAACCCUCAACAUCCACUUCAUCUCCUUCUCUUGAUCCAUCACCCUCAUUUUCUCCAUCCCUGACCUCCACUCCAACACCAGACUCUGUGUCCUGCCUCCCAUCCUCUUCAUCAGCCAGUGGUUUAUCAUCUCCUCCUCCCUCCUCUCUAGAUAAAGCCUUCUCCCCCUCCACCCCAUCACUCUGCUCCGUCUCAUCAUCCAGAUCCAACAUCUCCUCUUCCUCCUCCGUGCCGGGGUUCCUGUCGGCCGCCUCGGCUCCAAAGCAGCAGAUCUUCUCCCCGUUCCCUUUAAUAAAGCAGCCUAGGAAGUCUCUAGCAGCCAGGAACCUGGGCCUUUAUGGACCCACGUCUAGAACUCCCACGGUCCAUUUCCCUCAGCUGAGCCGCAACCUGAACCGAAGCAGCGCCGCCGGGACGACAGGCAGGCGAUGAAGAGCCUUGUGGAACCACCACAUUGCCUCCUGCGUACUGAGAAACCAUCCCUCAGCUUUAGAGAGAAGAGAAGCUGCAGAGAUGAUUCUGGUUCCAUGGUUCUUCUUAUUUACAAGCUAUUAGAGACAAACUGAAGACCUUAGCGGGUCAGAGCUUGUUCUUCUGUGCACAGGAGGACCUUCAGUCAGUAAGAACCUCAGAAACUGAGAUUGUAUCUGAGGAUGAGCUGUUGGAGCUUCUUCAGGAGCAGAUAGAGCAUGAAGACCUGACCUCCACAGAUGCUUCAGUAUUUAUUGGUUUGCACUAUAGCCAUGCAGUUGUUUCUAUGCCAAGUAUUUAGCUGCACACGAUGGAUGAAGAUCUGCAACCAACCUUCCUCCUCAGAUGAUGUCCUCAAGAACUUUCUGUUUGCUUUCUAUCAGUAAAAUCAUUCUGUGUACUCUGGUUCUGAUUCAACCCAGAAUGUAUCGUCUCCAUCACUCAUAAUGAAAGUAUGAAUGGAAACGUU